AUGGACGAAGUAUUUGACUUUAGAAAGCUCGAUCGUUCCUCUGAGAGGAAGAAAAAGAUUGCAGGAGAAUCCCGUUUGCCAAAAUCGAAUGGCUCCAAAAAUGAUCCUGUGUUUUGUGUUUCCACAGCGGGGGCGGGGAACAAGGCGGGCUGGGCGUUCGGUCUCGGCCUUGAGAGACUGGCGAUGGUUUUGUACGGCAUCCCGGACAUCCGUCUGUUCUGGAGUCAGGACGAGCGCUUCCUCAAACAAUUCAGGGUGACGGACAUCGAGCAGUCCGUCUGCUUCCAGUCCCUCAGUAAAUACCCGCCUCUCCACAACGACAUCUCCUUCUGGCUGCCGGAGAGCAAAGACAGCAAAGACGGGCGAGAGAGCUUCACAGAGAACGACUUCUACGAGCUGGUGCGCUCCAUCGGAGGAGACCUGGUGGAGAAAGUGUCACUGGUGGACGAAUUCACACACCCAAAGUAG
This is a messenger RNA of Notolabrus celidotus (New Zealand spotty), 468 nucleotides long. It is a transcript of the gene fars2, whose product is annotated as phenylalanyl-tRNA synthetase 2, mitochondrial. The record is from RefSeq and is a predicted model, not a curated record. Gene Ontology annotation, biological process: tRNA aminoacylation. The coding region runs from base 1 to 468 and encodes 155 amino acids. NCBI's taxonomy places the organism in Eukaryota, Metazoa, Chordata, Actinopteri, Labriformes, Labridae. The transcript has 3 exons. Gene Ontology annotation, molecular function: aminoacyl-tRNA ligase activity; tRNA binding; ATP binding.